This is a messenger RNA of Mucor velutinosus, 1305 nucleotides long. RefSeq lists its product as uncharacterized. Lineage: Eukaryota; Fungi; Mucoromycota; Mucoromycetes; Mucorales; Mucoraceae. Bases 1 to 1305 code for a protein of 434 amino acids. The transcript is spliced from 4 exons. The record is from RefSeq and is a predicted model, not a curated record. Gene Ontology annotation, molecular function: 2-oxoglutarate-dependent dioxygenase activity.
AUGCUAUUACAAUACCAAAAAUUCCAAGACUUGUACGACGCGGUAGCUGAACUACUUGCAGACGAAGCCAACAGGAACGAUCUCAAAGCCUGUGGACAGUCCGUUUGUUAUUUGUUUGAAUCGAUACUGGAGCAAACAUCCACAAGCACAUCAUUCGAGCAAUUGCUGAUCAAGGCUAAAUCAUUAGCAGACUUCUCCAAUGAGGCUGUGCUGUUGUACCAUUUUAAGGAUGUACCUGUUCAUUGGCGUCGUAUGAUGAUGGACGCGGGUUUGUUAAAGGUGAUGAUACAGUUGAAAUCUAUUUUGGAGUAUCAGCAGCAACACCACCAGCAGAAAACUGAUUUUAAAGCAUUGGAACCACAAGUGCAAUCCAUUAUCAGUGAUUUAGAUAUAUGCUCCGUUGUGAGUGGAAGUCCAGGCCCUGACCGUCGCUUCUUGGCCAACAUUAUAUUGGAAGAAUUACAAAAUUGGCUCACAAAUGGACGCUCUGAUGAUCAACCCACAUUCAAAAAGACCAGAAUAUUAAAGGAACCUAUAAAUACACAUCCAAGACCACAAAUUAGUAACCCAAUCAAACGAUUUACCGAGCCACCUAGCUUCGAGUGGUUCCUGGAACACUGCAACCAAGCUGUACCUACUCCUUUUAUCAUAUCUAAAGGGGUAAUCGACCACUGGCCAGCCUUCAACGAACGCCCUUGGUCCUCCAUGGAGUAUCUCAAGUCUGUCGCAGCAGAUAGGGUCGUGCCAGUAGAGAUUGGAAGUCAAUAUACAGACGCAAAUUGGAGCCAAAAGAUGAUGCGAUUUUCCGACUUUAUCAAUCAGCAUAUUCUUCAGCAAGAGGGAGCACCCGCUUAUUUAGCACAGCAUGAUGUUUUCUACCAGAUACGUCGACUAGAGAAGGAUAUAAUCAUACCAGACUAUUGUUACAUUGAGCCUAAAUUAAACGAACUGUAUACAUCUCACGCACACGAUGUAAUCAAGAAUGCAUGGUUUGGACCUAAAGGAACUGUAUCACCACUUCAUCAAGAUCCAUACCAUAAUCUUUUAUGUCAGGUUGUUGGUAGUAAAUAUUUGCGACUUAUAUCACCGUUACAAAGCGAUUUAGUGUAUCCUCGAGAAGGACUCAUGACCAACACAAGCCAGGUUGAUAUUGACCAUAUUGACUCAAACCAAUUUCCUCGGUUUAAAGAAGCUAAUUACGUUGAUUGCAUUCUGGAAGAGGGCCAAGUGCUGUAUAUACCCCCAAAGUGGUGGCAUUAUGUUAAAUCAUUGGAAACAAGUUUUAGUGUAAGCUUGUGGUUCUAA